CGGAGGGCAGUUCUCAUUUUCUCCGCGAUCAUCCAGUGUCUGUCAAACCUCCGCGGUGGGACGCGCCGCCCUGAGCGCAGCCAAGUUUCACCCUUUAUUGUUUUUAACAUUUAGAUUGUUUCUCAUCUCGCAGCGCCACUGAAGCAUGAGAUGUCGGCGCUCUGAGAGCAGGCGAAGGCGGAUCGCUGUCUGAGGACCCGCUGUCCCGUGGGUCGCGCUUUGUUUCGGAGCCGAAGACCCCCGCUGCUCUUCAAACACUCGGCAAGACAUGGAUCAAGUAGAAAAUGGAAACGCUCGCAAGGAAGUGCUCGAAUGUCCUGCAGAAGAAGAAGUUGAUCCUAGAAUUCAGGGGGAGCUGGAGAAGUUAAACCAGUCUACUGAUGACAUCAACCGCUGGGAGAGUGAACUGGAGGACUGCCGUCAGCGGUUCCGUUCUGUGCUAGUGGAGGCCACUGUGAAGCUGGAUGAGCAGGUGAAAAGGAUUGGACGAGCUGUGGAUGACUCUAAACCAUACUGGGAGGCCCGCAGAGUGGCCAGACAGGCCCAGGUGGAGGCCCAGAGAGCCACCCAAGAGUUCCAGCGAGCUGUGGAGAUCCUGCGAGCAGCCAAGGAGACCAUCGCCCUGGCUGAGGAGAGGCUCCUAGAGGAGGACAGCCGACAGUUUGAUUCAGCCUGGCAGGAAAUGCUCAACCAUGCUACGCAGAGGGUGAUGGAGGCGGAACAGGCAAGAACGCAUAGCGAAGUGGAACACAGAAAAACCGCAGCCAAUUACAACUCCUGUAUCAGUCACAUGAGGCAGCUGGAGAAGAAACUCAAACGCUCCAUCAACAAAUCCAGACCAUAUUUUGAGCUGAAAGCAAAGUAUUAUCUGCAGCUUGAGCAACUGAAGCGCUGCGUGGAUGAGCGCCAGGCCAAGCUUGUCGUUGCCAAGGCAGAUUACCGUACAGCGCUGCGUAACUUGGAAACCAUUUCCGAGGAGAUCCAUGCCCAGCGACGCUCCCUCUCCAUGGGAACCAGGGAACAGGGUGUGGGUGCAGAGGGGGAUGAGGGUAAUGAGGACGUUGUCAACUUCAAGAUGGAGUCAGAUGGCCUCUCAAUGGUGUCCGUAUCCAUUGAUGAAGAGUGCAGUCACAGUACCAGCUCAGAAGAGGAGACGGACACUGACUUCACCUCUUCACCUCUGGACAUACCCUCCUCUUCCUCUUCCUCUCAUCAUCACCCAUCCUCCCAUCCUUACCCUUCCUCCUUGCUCUGCUCCUACAUCUCCUCCUCUCCCCCUCCAUCCCUUCUCUCCUCCUCGUGCCCUGGUACCCUAGAGUUGCAGAGCCCCUGUGGCUCUCAUGACCCAGAAUCGGUGUGUGGUUCUGGGCACGCCUCACCACUCCUGGGCCCUCGCAGCCAGUGCAGUGGAGCUUCCUCCCCAGACUGUGACCAGGAGAGAGGUGACAGGGCAGAGGGAGCAGAGGGGACGUCACUGGGAGCCGGUCUGAACAAGAUGACCUUGACAGUCCCAAAUGACUCAGCAGACGAACAAGACCCAUACCCCACAAGCCCUGAGAUCUCCACUACCAAUCCAACCAAUACUAUUCUGCUACUCAACAGUGUGUAACGAACCUCUCUCUGUACCCGGCGUUAGAACACAACAUGUUUAACCCCCCUUCUAACUCUUUACUCAUUGACAACAACUCUGGAGAGGAGGCUGGAGUUUGAACCAGUGUGGCUGAAAUGCACUACAAACUGACACACACACACACCAAAAAAAAAAACACUAUUUUACUGAGACUUUUCAAAAUGUCCAUUUUAGCCAGCCGAUGUCUCAACAGAAGAUGUUGUUUUUGUGAUGAUGUCAUCAGUACUUAACCACCUACGCAGCAGUACUUAAGCAUAGAGACGGGGACAACGAAUGGAUUAUUUCCAUCUCCGUCUUGGCUUUCCCAAUCCCUGUUACUCCCAAAUCUCAAACAUAUGACAAUGGUUGAGUGAUGGUUGUGUAAACUACAGAGGUGAACGAGGAGGAAGGGGGAUGGUGAUGUUGGAGUGCACGCAGUACUUUAUCUGCAAAGAGACAUUUCAUGGGAUUAAAGCCCCUACUCCUGAGCCCUUCAGACUUCUUCUAAUUGAGGGAAUAAUGGUCUUCCAUUGAGAUAUGUGAACAUGUGAAUGAGUGUGUAUUUGAUUGUCGUUAUGUGUGUGUAACUUCGAGUGAAUAGUUUUGAGUGUGUGUCAAUGUACGAUGUGGUUUUGAAAAAUACGUCAAUAUUCUGAUGCGAGACAGAUAUUUUAUAUUUAUAAGCCUGUAUAUGAAUGUCUUGUGGAAAUUGUUAUGGUAAUUGUUUAACACCAUGUCCAUGUUGUCAGAACAAUAAACUUGUGUUUAGU
Messenger RNA from Lampris incognitus (smalleye Pacific opah), 2379 nucleotides. It is a transcript of the gene sh3bp5a, whose product is annotated as SH3-domain binding protein 5a (BTK-associated). Gene Ontology annotation, molecular function: protein kinase inhibitor activity. The transcript has 9 exons. Gene Ontology annotation, cellular component: cytoplasm. Lineage: Eukaryota; Metazoa; Chordata; Actinopteri; Lampriformes; Lampridae. The record is from RefSeq and is a predicted model, not a curated record. Gene Ontology annotation, biological process: intracellular signal transduction; negative regulation of protein tyrosine kinase activity. The coding region runs from base 269 to 1609 and encodes 446 amino acids.